AUGCGAUUCGGGAAAACACUACGCAAUGCGGUGUACCCUCCCUGGAAAGGGAAGUACAUCGACUAUACCAAGCUCAAGGCGCUCUUGCGGGAGCAUGAUGUCACCGGAGAGGACGCCAGUGACUCGGAGGACAGCCAGUGGACGGAGCAGGACGAGGAGAAGUUCGUACAGGAAUUGAUCAAUGUGCAGCUGGACAAGGUCAAUGCCUUUCAAUCCGAGAUGUCGAAGCAGCUCCGGGAAGCCACCUCCGCCUGCGAGCUCAAGCUGCGACCGUUGGCUCCCGAUGCGGAACAAGAGGGCCUCGACGAGCAAAAGAAGAGGACCAUUGCCUCUGAAGUUCUGCAUGAGCUGGACAAUAUCACAAAAGAAGUCAACGAGCUAGAGAAGUACAGUCGCAUCAAUUUCACCGGCUUUCUCAAAGCGGCCAAGAAGCAUGACCGCAAGCGCGGGGCUCGAUACCGCGUGAAGCCCUUGCUUCAAGUGCGUCUGUCGCAACUGCCAUUCAACUCGGAGGACUACUCGCCGCUUCUGCACCGACUGUCGGUAAUGUACUCCUUUGUGCGCGAGACCCUGAGCCAGGCUCCCGUUCAGCGGGAUCUUGCAGACCGUGUCUUCGGCCAAGACUCCUACUCGUCCCACAAAUUCUGGGUCCACGAAGACAACAUUUUGGAGGUGAAGACAUACAUUCUCCGUCAACUCCCCGUCCUAAUCUACAACCCCGGGACGUCCAAAGAUCUGGACACCUUUGCUGAAGACCCAACCAUCACCUCGCUUUACUUCGACAAUCCUCAUUUCGACCUCUACAAUCAAAAGGUGGAUCGUGCGCCCGAAGCAGGGUCUUUAAGAUUACGCUGGACUGGUCAGCUAAAAGACAAGCCUUCCAUUUUCCUGGAGAAGAAGAUCGUCACCGACGACGAUGCCAGCCGGGAGGUGAAGGUCCAGCUGAAGGAAAAACAUGUCAAGGAAUUCCUGGAAGGCAAAUAUCGAUUUGACAAGAAGGUUCAUCGGAUGGAGGACAUGGGAAAUGGCGAAUCAGCCCAGGCCGAGGACUUGAAGAGCAAUGUGGAGGAGCUGCAGUCGUUUAUCAAGGAAAAUGAUCUGCAGCCUAUGCUCCGGGCCAACUACAAGCGCACCGCGUUCCAGAUUCCUGGUGAUGAUCGAAUUCGCAUUUCUCUGGAUACCGACCUGGCCCUGAUCCGCGAGGAUUCGCUCGACAGCGAGCGUCCAUGCCGCGAUCCGGCCGACUGGCACCGUGCCGACCUGGACGACGCCUGCUUGAGCUACCCGUUCAGUACCAUCAGGACUGGUGAAAUUGUUCGCUUCCCCCAUGCUUUGCUCGAGAUCAAACUGCGCGGCAAAGCCCACAACGCCGAGUGGGUAAGUGACUUGAUGGUUUCCCACUUGAUCAAGGAUGCCCCACGCUUCUCCAAGUUUGUUCAUGGUGUCGCCCAACUGUUUGAAGAUCAUGUCAACAGCUUUCCAUUUUGGCUGGGCGAGUUGGAAAAUGACAUUCAUCGCGAUCCCGAGACUGCAUUCCAUGAGGAGCAAGAACGAUUGGCCAGGAGAGCCGAAGAUGACAUGGCAGUUGGGAGUUUCCUGGGAACAGGAAGCCCCUCUAGUCGUCCGCUUGUAGGAUCCCCUUACCAGCGAUACUCGGAAGGAGGAUCACCUUCGACGGUGAGGAGGCCGUCGGGCCUCACUGAGCCCAGAGCACUGCCAUCCCGUCCCUCGAUUCCAGAGAUUCGAUCUCGAGAACCCGAAGUACUUGCGAAACCUGCUGAAGAUCCCGGAAAGCUCUCUCGUUUUACCUCGAUGCUGCCAUCAUUUGGUAGUACACGCCAUGACGGACGGGAAGCCGUCGCUCUUCCACCCGGCGUUCGCCACCCCGGCACCUGGAUCAAGGACUCAGGACCCGUUCGUGUGGAAACCAAGGUCUGGCUUGCCAACCAGCGAACAUUCAUCAAAUGGCUGCACAUCAGUAUCCUGCUGUCGAGUCUGUCAUUAGGUCUCUACAAUGCCGCCGGCAAGCACAACCGGGUAGCCCAAACAUUGGCGGUGGUGUACACCUUCUUUGCACUCUUCGCAGCGGCCUGGGGCUGGUUCAUGUAUGUGAAGCGUGCGCGGCUCAUCAGCCAACGCAGCGGCAAGGAUCUGGAUAACAUGUUUGGACCGAUCGUGGUGUGCAUUGGCUUGGCGGUGGCUUUGGUUUUGAACUUUGUCUUCAAGUACUCGUCGAUGCUGGAGCAAAAGCGAGGACAUCAUUCGCCGCUUGGAGGUCCCGUUCACUCUAACUCAUCGACUCUGUUUGAUGGCGAUUCGAGUGCCUUGCGAAGGCUGGUCAACCAGGCCGAGCAGCAGAUCCUACACUAA
Penicillium lagena is the source of this 2370-nucleotide messenger RNA. Its product is annotated as SPX domain protein. Gene Ontology annotation, cellular component: fungal-type vacuole membrane; vacuolar transporter chaperone complex. The transcript has 2 exons. The record is from RefSeq and is a predicted model, not a curated record. The coding region runs from base 1 to 2370 and encodes 789 amino acids. NCBI's taxonomy places the organism in Eukaryota, Fungi, Ascomycota, Eurotiomycetes, Eurotiales, Aspergillaceae.